GGAUCCCGCCAAGAAAAACCUAGUUUCUAAAAUUUGGACAACCUAGCAACAACUUUUUAAUGCUUGUGGACUGUAGAUAACGUAUAUUUUGUUUGGAUGAAAACAAAUACAGAAGAUAAAAAAUGGAGAUUGCAGUUAUUUAUUAUGUGAAAUAUGCAGCAGCCAUUAAUCACGUACAAUCUAAAUUAAAGGAACAUCUCCUCUCAUGAAAGAUUACAUCAUGCAUUUACUCGGCGUUUUGAGAAUGAUCAGGAUACGACGAUCUGCACAUUCUUUUCUUUACGAAGAAAUCUUCUUCUAGUUCAUUUUCAAUUUUUUUUUGGAUCUUCUUGUUUCUGUAGCUCUUGGCUUGCAGGGAAAUAGAAUCUCGUUCGGAAUUCUUCAAGACCGUGAAGUGGGUUGCUUACUGUAGUGGAGAUAAGUUCCUGAAAUCAGGAGAAUUGUUCUCUCCCUGCAUAUAGAUCCCUGUUUUUUUCCUCUUCCCAUGAAAUGAGCAGCUUGGAUGAGAGAGUGGUGGCCGUGAUAUUGGUCGGCGGGCCAACUAAGGAAUUUCUUGCCGGUGGUCGUUAUAUUUGGUUGGUGCUGCUGAGAAAUUUUCAGGGACGCGUUUCAGACCCCUGUCGCUUAACAUACCAAAGCCUCUGUUUCCUCUUGCUGGGCAGCCCAUGCUCUACCAUCCCAUUUCCGCCUGUAAAAAGAUCCCCAACUUAGAACAAAUCUAUCUCAUAGGCUUUUACGAGGAGCGCGAGCUUGCGCUAUUCGUCUCAUCUGUCUCUAAUGAAUUGAAGCUUCCAGUUAGGUACUUGAAGGAAGACAAACCACAUGGAUCGGCAGGUGGACUUUACAACUUCAGGGAUUUGAUCAUGGAAGAUGACCCGUCGCAUAUAGUUUUGUUAAAUUGUGACGUUUGCUGCAGUUUCCCAUUGUCAGACAUGCUUGAGGCUCAUAAAAGAUAUGGUGGUAUGGGGACGAUUCUAGUGAGCCAGGUAUCUAGUGAGUCGGCAAACCAGUUUGGUGAGUUGGUGGCAGACCCACUGACUAAUGAGCUGCUGCACUAUACAGAGAAACCGGAGACUUUUGUCAGUGAUCUAAUAAACUGUGGGGUUUAUAUUUUCACACCUGAAGUUUUUACAGCCAUCCAGAAUGUUGCUAACGUGCGAAGAGACAGAGCUAUCCUGCAACGUCUAUCCAGCUUUGAAGCCCUUCAGUCUGCAACAAAGGCUCUUCCCAUGGAUUUUGUGAGGUUAGAUCAGGAUAUCUUGUCUCCAUUAGCUGGAAAGAAGCAGCUGUAUACAUGUAAGACUAUGGACUUCUGGGAGCAGAUCAAGACACCAGGGAUGUCACUCAGAUGCUCGAGUUUGUACCUCUCUCAGUUUGGGCACACUUGCCCCAAUCUUUUGGCUAGUGGGGAUGGCAUAAGUGGAGCUACCAUAAUUGGUAAUGUUUAUAUUCAUCCUUCUGCAAAAGUUCAUCAUACUGCAAAGAUUGGUCCAAAUGUUUCAAUGUCUGCAAAUGCUCGUGUUGGAGCUGGUGCAAGGCUUAGCAAUUGUAUCAUUCUAGAUGAUGUUGAAAUCAAGGAACAUGCAUUAGUUACUCACGCAAUUGUGGGUUGGAAGUCAUCUAUAGGGAGAUGGUCGCGAGUUGAGGGAGAAGAUGAUUACAUUGCACAACUUGGGAUAACAAUCCUCGGUGAAUCCGUGAUUGUGGAGGAUGAAGUAGUGGUUCGUAACUGUAUCGUGCUGCCCCAUAAGAACCUAAAUAUAAGCGUACAACAGGAAAUUAUUCUAUAAGGAAACAAGUGCAUGUCCAGAGUGUGUGUCCCUUUGCUUUGGCUUGUCUACCUUUCAUUUGAAGUGUUUCACGUGUGUGUUCGAGAAGCUUAUUUGAAACUUGUCAUUCCUUAUUUAUUCAUUGUAUUUUCUUUCAUUUUGACUAAAUAAAACCAUGUUUUUAUAUAUACAA
This is a messenger RNA of Nymphaea colorata (pocket water lily), 1962 nucleotides long. RefSeq lists its product as uncharacterized. Bases 666 to 1790 code for a protein of 374 amino acids. The transcript has 15 exons. The record is from RefSeq and is a predicted model, not a curated record. Lineage: Eukaryota; Viridiplantae; Streptophyta; Magnoliopsida; Nymphaeales; Nymphaeaceae. Gene Ontology annotation, cellular component: cytoplasm. Gene Ontology annotation, biological process: biosynthetic process.